CAAUAACAUCUGUCGUUCACACUGUUUAUGCUACACAUACAUAUGUAUCCAUAACAAGACUUAACACAAUAUUUCGAGUACUUAACAACUCGGAGUUAGCAAGUGUCAAGUCAUUCCAUACCAUUUCAAAUGUUCAUAAGUUUGUUCGAAGUAUCAGUAAUUUCUAUCGAAUAUUGAGUAAUACGAAAUUCAGGCGCAAAUGUGUGUGUGUGUGUGUGUGUGUGUGUGUGCUAAAUUUGGCGCUUUACUUUACACCGUACGUGAGUGUGGAAUUUUUGACAGUUUACAUUUAAACGUAAGGGCGUUCGGUCUGCGCAGUAAAUACCGUGCAACUGUAUUGGCAUUCGCUUGAUGCGCGUAGAGAUUAUUUUUCCCUUUAUUUUGAGUAAAAUUUAAUUGAAAUUGAAAAUUCCAGUUAAUCAGUGAUUUUUUUGUGCAAAAAAACACAGAAUUUCCGUCAGUUGGUGUUUUUGCUUGAUGUGAAUAUUCAAGCAAUAAAUCACUUAAUUGCACACAGCAUAACAUACGAAAAAAAUAUUGAUGGGCGCUAUUUGUUUGGUUUUAUGGGAAAGAAAAUAAAACGACGAAAUUUUCUAUCAAAAUUUAUGAGAUUUUCCAUAAAACGUUUUGUGGAGCGCGUGAAAUGAUAUGUUUAAAAUAAACGAUAGUUACGAAACAGAGCCGUCAACUAGCAGUAGUUCACAAAGCGAUGCAUGUGUAUCUACGUUAAACGUUGAAUGGGAUUUUCAAAAAGGAACAGCUUUGAGAGAUUUCCUUUUUCCGCCUGAGGCAAAUAGUUUAUACACACCAGACAAAGAUUCGCAACGCAAACGGCUGAACGAAACUUUGUCAUCAAUGGUCAGUUCAAGUCAAGAAUCUGACUUUUACGGCUUCACUCCUACAUCAAUAACACACAAAAUUCUGCCAUGUGAAAGAGUUCCGGAAAAUCCAGAACAAAGCAACGAUGGAACUCACCACGGAGGUUCGUUGGUGAAACGAGCGAUUGGAUCCACCGAAUGUUGUGGUUCAGCGCAAACGAUCACAUCCGAAGAGUUUUCCGAUCAAGAUAUUCGAUGCCGAACCGAAAUGGACAGCGAAGAUGUGAAACGAAGAGUGAAUGUCCAAUAUGAUGAAAGUUUGUGCAAUGUAUCACGUUUUACAAUCGAACCCAAUUCUUCUGAUGAAGAGGAGCUGUCAAGCCGAGCGAGUGCUGCAAAAAUCAUUAAAACAUCAAGCAAUCCACACACACUUUCGGUGAAUGAAAACAGCAACAAUGCCGUGGAUAAUGCGAUAUCAAGCACAAGCUAUAUACCUGAGACUGAAUUGAAGGAUCUCUCCUUUAAUGGAAAACUGAAAUCCGAACCAACCAACGAAACGACCCGUUCGAUCAACGAAUUGGACAGGUCUGGUAAAGGGAAUAAAAAAGACUUGAACAUCUCGAAUGCUAGUGACAAAAGUGACUUGGAAUGGCAACUACAAAUGGAAACAAACCGCGAACACAUCAACGAACGCUCACCCGAUCUAUUCUCAGAUGAUGAUGACUUGGAAACUGAAACUGAUACCGACAAGAAUCAACAACAUUCCACUGUCGAUGUGAACGAUAGCUUUUCGUCGAUCAAAGAUGACGAAAAAGAAAAUGUUUCGGGUAAAUGUAUUGAACAGACGGAGAAAGCGAUCAGCAGGCGCAUACAGAGCUUGCUAUCCGGCAUUUUGCCUCCUCCAUCGGUGACAUACAUUCAACAUGAUAUCGGUAAUUUGCUAUCCAUGUACAAAAGAAAUAUAACGCUCAUGGAUUCCGACAAUUCCAACAAGAAGAACAUUGAACAGUCGGGCAUUUGUGAUGAAAUUCCAUUGCCAAUAAUUCCCAAAGUAUUAGAAAACAUGGAAUGGCCACAAAUAGAGAGAGUCAAUGCACAUGGGUUGCAUUACAAUCGUACCAAGUACACCGAAAACAUUGAAAUGAUGUACAUGAAAUUAGUCGAACGAAACGUUGGUCAAGAGACUGGAACUUCAUUUACUUACAAUAUUGCAACGAGUGCAAAGAAGAAACCAAUACGCAAAUUGAUGGCAUCUCCGGGGAAUCGUUUGAGCCAUUUGGCGAGAAGGCGAGCUAUUUUCUCAUCAGCCAAUUUACAGUCUCAGUCACAACUUUCAAAUUUGUCGAAAUUAGGACGAAAAACAUGUGUCAUUGAUACUUCAAAAUUGAGCCGUAAAGAAAAAGUGUCUACUCCAAAGCGGCGAGGGUUAGCAAAUCGACGAACGCCAGGUCGUAAAACACCAGGAUCACUCAAGAAGAGUGCCAAAAAACUGGUGCCAGUUGUGCCAAAAUUUGCUACAGCUACACGUGAAACGUCAAAACGUGCCUUAUUUCUGAGUCCAACGCAGGAAGAGGCAAAAAAUCCAGCACCAUCGUCAAUGUCAUCGGAUAUUUCACGGCGUGAAAAAUCGAAACGAGCACUUUUCUCACCGCAGCGUCGCUUAGAGCGAUCAAUUUCAAAUAUAUCGAAUGCUAGCAGUGCGAGUGGUUCCACCUCAUUCAGUAGUUCAAAUAAGAAAAAUCAUUGUGAACGAAUCAAUUACUUCAACCGUACGAGCAGUGAUGUUUCAAUAAGUUAUAAGCGAAGACUAGAGCAAGACGACGAUGAAAAUAUGGAACCGCAUCGUAGCAAAUUUCAGCGCACUGAACAUCAUAGUAGCACAUUGCAUAAAGCGGCAUCCGAGAAUUCGAUGUACCAAAGCCAACAGCUAUCAGCUAGCCACAAACAGAAAUUAUUAUGGGCCGUAUCGACGGCGCUCAAGAAGAAGGCAAUAACCUCAACACAUACCAACUUUCAUUCAUACGCAUCCAAUUUGGGAAAGGUGGUGAAACGGCUGUAUUUGGAAGCAUUGCCAACAAAAACUGAAAGUACCAGUGGAACAAUGUUGCGGCUUGCAGAUCGUUUGGUGUUUUGGGUGCUUCAAGGGAAGACGGUUGAUGAAAUCUAUUUGGAAGAGAAGACACGAAACAGCACAAAACCGAAUGUAGUCAAACGCUUAAGCGGGUAUAUCAAUCGCGAUGAAUAUUUAAUGCGAAUGGAAACGGCGACCAAAUUGAAUUCAAGUGCUCAAUCGAUAACGAAUGACCAUUUAGCGGCUUGCAAUGAAAAUGACAAUGGUCGCAAACCAUUGACAAAUAGUUCUUCAAAGAGUAAUAUGGGCACAAGUGCGUUGCGUGAGAAUCACGAUUCAAAAUCGGCACAAAAAUCAUUAUCCAAUGUGAGUUUCUCAGGUCGCAACCAGAAAAAUUUAAGCCCCUACAAUGAUAAGUCGCGAUCGGUUACCAAUUUGAAUAAGCCCAAUAAAUUGAUGUCCGGCCCAAAUUCGAAUAUCUUAAAAGUGAAACGACAAAUAUCCUUUGAUAACUGAAAACAAAUACACACGUUCAACGGAACCUAACUCAUUUAAGCCUAUUGUAAUAUUUAAACGCAACUGUUUUAGUCAUUUAUAAUAGAAUAAAAAAAAACUUAUGACAUCCAGGUCAUUUUAAGCAACAGUUUUAAACAAACGUUGCAUCUGUUUCUGCAA
Messenger RNA from Sitodiplosis mosellana (orange wheat blossom midge), 3564 nucleotides. RefSeq lists its product as uncharacterized. The record is from RefSeq and is a predicted model, not a curated record. The transcript is spliced from 9 exons. Lineage: Eukaryota; Metazoa; Arthropoda; Insecta; Diptera; Cecidomyiidae. The coding region runs from base 649 to 3405 and encodes 918 amino acids.